UCUCUUGCCGCCCGCGAAACCGUCGUCGACUUGCGCGCUCGGGAUUUUCUCGGAUUUUAGCAUUUCCACAAAUAGGUAAGUCGUCGAAAAACGUCUCAGCAAUCGCGGUGCACUAGUUGGCAGCGAAGAGACAACAAUCACCAGCAGCACAAGCAGCAGCAACAAUGGCCCUCAGCCGAAUCUAUGCAUCCAAGUUGGCAUGUGCCGCCAAUAAGAAUGCCCUGCCGGUAAUCGCUACGUUCGUGCGCAAUGCCUCCGACAGCACAGACCUGAAGGGCGUCCUGACGGAGAAGAUUCCGAAGGAGCAGGAGCGCAUCAAGAACUUCCGCAAGCAGCACGGCAAUACCAAAGUCGGCGAAGUCACCGUCGAUAUGAUGUAUGGCGGUAUGCGUGGCAUCAAGGGUCUCGUGUGUGAAACUUCCGUGCUUGAUCCGGAUGAGGGCAUCCGUUUCCGCGGUUUGUCAAUCCCCGAAUGCCAGCAGGUGCUUCCGAAGGCACCAGGUGGUCAGGAACCAUUGCCUGAGGGUCUGUUCUGGCUGCUGAUCACUGGUGAUGUGCCGUCGAAGGCUCAGGUCGAUGCGUUGUCCCGCGAAUGGGCCAACCGUGCUGCACUGCCGUCGCACGUCGUCACCAUGCUAAACAACAUGCCCACCUCUCUGCAUCCAAUGUCGCAGCUGAGCUGUGCCGUGACCGCAUUGAACCACGAGAGCAAAUUCGCGAAAGCGUACUCCGAAGGUGUGCACAAGAGCAAGUACUGGGAGUACGUGUACGAGGACAGCAUGGACCUGAUUGCAAAGCUGCCGGUGAUUGCGGCCACCAUCUAUCGCAACACGUACCGCGAUGGUAAGGGUAUCGGUGCGAUCGACCCGAAGAAGGAUUGGUCGGCCAACUUCACCAAGAUGCUGGGCUACGAGGAUGAGAAGUUCACCGAGCUGAUGCGCCUGUACCUGACGAUUCACAGCGACCACGAGGGUGGUAACGUGUCGGCACACACGGUCCAUCUGGUCGGUUCGGCACUGAGCGAUCCGUACCUGUCGUUCGCCGCCGGCAUGAACGGUCUCGCCGGUCCGCUGCACGGUUUGGCCAACCAGGAGGUGUUGGUGUGGCUGCAGAAGCUGCGCAAGGAGCUGGGCGACAACGCAAACGAGGAGAAGGUGAAGGAGUUCAUCUGGAAGACGCUAAAGUCGGGCCAGGUUGUGCCCGGUUACGGUCACGCCGUAUUGCGUAAGACCGAUCCCCGCUACACCUGCCAGCGCGAGUUCGCCCUCAAGCACCUGCCAAACGACCCGCUGUUCGGGCUGGUUUCGAACAUCUACAAGGUCGUGCCCCCAAUCCUGACCGAGCUGGGCAAGGUGAAGAACCCGUGGCCGAACGUAGAUGCUCACUCCGGUGUGCUGCUGCAGUACUACGGUCUGAAGGAGAUGAACUACUACACCGUGCUGUUCGGUGUAUCGCGCGCCCUCGGCGUGUUGGCAUCGCUUGUGUGGGACCGUGCCCUCGGUCUGCCGAUCGAGCGCCCCAAAUCGAUGUCCACCGAUGGACUGAUCAAGGCCACCUCCAAGUAAAGGGUGGAACUUCCCUGUAAUGCAUAAACAAACAAACACACACUUAAAUCACACAACCGUUAAACACACACACACACGCAUCCUUUGCAACUCUAAGCAUAAGUUUUCAUCGAAAUGAGUAAUUUAAACACACACCGACAAAGUAAAGCAAACUUGAAUGUGCAGUCGCAACCGAGACCAACAACAUGCAGCUCAUCAUCAUUGAUCCCGUAUCAGCAGGGACGAAUCGAAAAAUGGACAAGGGAGGGAGUCGGCUAUUCUACGAUAUUAAGGCCAGCGCCGGAACGUUAGUCACCGCAGGAGUGGGAAGAAAGCUAGAGCGAUAGAGAGUAACACAAUUUGCAACCAAAAACUACCAAACUCUGCGAUAGUAAUUGAGUUAAAAACUAUACAAAUAGCUUUUAGAGUGAUAGAUACAACCAACCAUCCCUCCCGACAAAAGAGAAUGCUGUUGGUGAAGACCCUUUCCCAUCGCUCAUCUUAAAAAACAAAAAAGAGGACAACGACGGCAAGAGAAAUAUGUGGCGAGCGACAAGAAAACGAUAAUUAAAGCAAAGAAAUAUGUAAUAAUAAUACUUAUCCUCUCUCGUAGAGAGUGUCGCAAAACAAACCAGAACAAGAACAAUCUAAUUACGAGAGUUACACACCAAAUGUAAGCAAAGAUGUGCGUUUUGUUCGUAAGGUGAAUGCCAAACACAACGCGAAGAAAGAAUCAUUUUCUAUGUUUGCCUGUAAGGACAUGCUACGGUCGAGUAAAUCUCUAGUAUUUGAAAGUACAUCUGAUGAAAAUGCAUGCUGUAGAAGCGUUUUUUCCUCACGUUCUUAAAUCUUAAAUCACACAACCGCCUUGCGGAUGGAAAACAAAAGAUAGGAUUGGUAGAGAAGCUACCGUUUGCAAAACCGAUCUAAUCUUUAAAUUAGUAGCCUAACUAGCACGUUUGCUCGUAGUAGAGUUCCACAUCGUGUAUCAGCCCGAAUGGUGGGCAGAAAUGUGUGGUGCCGUGGUUCCAGUGUUCCUUUCGUUUCGAUUGAGUACAUAUUAUUUUGCUGUAAGUGUGGCGUCUAGCAACUUAAUUAGUUUAGAAUGAUCGUUAACGUUUGUUUUGCUCUAAGGGCAGUCCAUUUUGUCAAGUUACGUAAUUUAAAUUAUUGUUUGUUUUUUUUCACACGUGCAUACCGACUUGUUCAAGUUUUGGGAGGAAACCCCACAUGCAUUGCUGCAUUGCUAGGGACGGACGGAAACAAUCGUUCACGUGAAUGUGCUGCACAUUCCUGUACCGUAGUAUGCUGACCCAAUAAUUAAUAUUUAUUGCUUUCUGAGAACGUAUGACGUGUGGUUCAUGCGUAGGUACGGUAUGGAAGUGCACCCAUUGCAUAGCGCUUGUGCGUGGUGUGUAGAUAAACAAGGACGCAAUUUACUACACUUUCCACCAGACUUGACUAGGUUUUCAAUUCGAUGACUUCAGAAUGAUUAAGAGGAUGAGUUUGUUUUGCUAAAUGAAAUAAAUCAAACAAAUUGUUUUCAAACAUA
Molecule: messenger RNA, 3096 nt
Organism: Anopheles funestus (African malaria mosquito)
Lineage: Eukaryota; Metazoa; Arthropoda; Insecta; Diptera; Culicidae
Gene: kdn
Product: probable citrate synthase 2, mitochondrial
Exons: 5
Coding region: 165-1565 (466 amino acids)
Biological process (GO): tricarboxylic acid cycle; carbohydrate metabolic process; citrate metabolic process
Cellular component (GO): mitochondrial matrix
Source: RefSeq, a predicted model, not a curated record